CGCUACGGCAGUCGCCGCCGCGUCCCCGUGCCUGUUCCCGUCUCGCUAGCAAGGGCUGUGCCAUGGCGGCCUUCAGCAAGUACCUGACCGUGCGAAACUCCUCGCUGGCGGGGGCCGCGUUCCUGCUGCUUUGCCUGCUCCACAAGCGGCGCCGCGCCCUCGGCCUGCACGGUAAGAAAAAUGGAAAACCACCAUUACGGAACAAUGAGAAAGAGGGGAAAAAAGAACGAGCUGUGGUGGACAAGGUGUUUUUUUCAAGGCUCACACGAAUUCUGAAAAUCAUGGUCCCUAGAACAUUUUGUAAAGAGACAGGUUACUUGAUACUUAUUGCUGUUAUGCUGGUGUCUCGAACAUAUUGUGAUGUUUGGAUGAUUCAGAACGGGACACUCAUUGAAAGUGGUAUCAUUGGUCGUAGCAGAAAAGAUUUCAAGAAAUACUUAUUCAACUUCAUCGCUGCCAUGCCUCUCAUUUCUCUGGUUAAUAACUUCUUGAAGUUUGGGUUAAAUGAGCUCAAACUGUGCUUCCGAGUAAGACUAACUAAGUACCUCUAUGAGGAGUAUCUCCAAACUUUCACGUAUUAUAAAAUGGGAAAUCUGGACAACAGAAUAGCUAAUCCAGACCAGCUGCUUACACAAGAUGUAGAAAAGUUUUGUAACAGUGUAGUUGAUCUGUAUUCAAAUCUUAGUAAGCCAUUUUUAGACAUAGUUUUGUAUAUCUUCAAGUUAACAAGUGCAAUAGGAGCUCAGGGCCCAGCAAGCAUGAUGGCCUACUUGCUUGUUUCUGGGCUCUUCCUAACUCGAAUUAGAAGACCCAUUGGUAAGAUGACAAUAACUGAGCAAAAGCUUGAAGGAGAGUAUAGAUACGUUAAUUCUCGGCUCAUCACAAACAGUGAAGAAAUUGCCUUUUACAAUGGAAAUAAAAGAGAAAAGCAGACAAUCCACUCAGUCUUCCGAAAACUGGUGGAGCACCUACAUAAUUUCAUUUUGUUUCGGUUUUCUAUGGGCUUCAUUGAUAGCAUAAUUGCCAAAUAUUUUGCCACUGUGGUUGGUUACGUAGUUGUCAGUCGUCCUUUCCUAGAUUUGUCUCAUCCUCGACAUCUCAAAAGCUCACAUUCAGAACUUCUGGAGGAUUACUACCAAAGUGGAAGAAUGCUUUUGCGAAUGUCUCAAGCUCUGGGUCGAAUAGUUUUGGCUGGCCGUGAAAUGACAAGAUUGGCUGGCUUUACUGCUCGGAUUACAGAAUUAAUGCAAGUACUAAAGGAUUUAAAUCAGGGCAAAUAUGAACGCACCAUGGUCUCACAACAGGAAAAAGGAGCACAAGGCAUUCCCUUGAUACCUGGUGUUGGAGAAAUCAUCAAUGCAGAUAACAUUAUAAAAUUUGAUCAUGUUCCUUUAGCAACGCCAAAUGGAGAUAUCUUGAUUCGAGACCUUAAUUUUGAAGUUCGAUCUGGGGCAAACGUUCUAAUUUGUGGUCCAAAUGGCUGUGGAAAGAGUUCACUUUUCCGUGUUCUUGGUGAAUUAUGGCCUCUUUUUGGAGGACGUCUAACUAAACCUGAGAGAGGAAAGUUAUUUUACGUUCCCCAGAGACCUUAUAUGACCCUUGGAACACUUCGAGACCAAGUGAUAUAUCCAGAUGGAAGAGAAGAUCAGAGAAAGAAGGGGAUUUCUGACCUCGUACUGAAGGAAUACUUAGACAAUGUCCAGCUGGGUCAUAUCCUUGAACGUGAAGGAGGCUGGGACAGUGUUCAGGAUUGGAUGGAUGUACUCAGUGGUGGAGAAAAGCAAAGAAUGGCAAUGGCAAGAUUAUUUUAUCAUAAGCCCCAGUUUGCCAUUCUGGAUGAAUGCACAAGUGCAGUUAGUGUGGAUGUGGAAGACUACAUUUACAGUCAUUGUCGAAAGGUUGGCAUUACCCUCUUCACUGUGUCACAUAGAAAGUCUCUUUGGAAACACCAUGAGUACUACCUGCAUAUGGAUGGCAGAGGCAAUUAUGAAUUCAAACAGAUAACAGAAGAUACAGUUGAGUUUGGCUCUUAGAAUCCAGAGAACUGUGUUGAACCAGCUUCAAUGAAAUAAUUACACAAUACAAUUAGAAAUACAAAGUACAUUGUAAAAUAAAGUUGAGCUUGUUUUUUUAAACAAAACAACAAAUUAACUAGAUAUAAAAUAAUCACGAAUAAGUUGUUGAAACAUUUAAUAUUAUAUAGGAUAUUGCUAAUUGUGUAUAUGUUGGUUUAAUUAUUAAUAUGUACUAAGAAUGUCCUUAUUCUUGUGGUUAAAAACCUGCCUAAAUUAAAUUGGGCUUAAAUCAGUGUAACCUGAUUCAUCCUGGGAUGUAAACCAUUUGAAGUCAGCUACUUUGACUUUUAUGGCUCUAUCUUUUCCUUCAAUGAAGAACCCUAUUUAAAACUAGGGUCAUCACUUGUCCUUUUCUAACAAGAUAGUCUUGAGUUUCAUUUUCUUGUGCCCCAUGAUAGUGGGAAACAAACAAAUCAUAGUGUAUUAUCAAAAUGUACAUCUUGGCAUAAUAGCCUUUAUUACCCUGUGGCAGAUGUCUUUAGCUGCCACAGUUACACUCAUUCCUUAUGUCUUGGGGUACAUUUGAAUCCAGGAAAGCCAUUUGGAUUUUCUUUGGCUAAAUAAUAAAUGUGCCACUCGCAAUCUUCAUUAUUGAGUUGUUUUGAGGGUUAUUUGUGGUGAUGCAACAAAAGUAUAUGUGCAGUCUUUUUUUUUUUUUUUAACAUCUUUAUUGGUGUAUAAUUGCUUUACAAUGGUGUGUUAGUUUCUGCUUUAUAACCAAGUGAAUCAGUUAUACAUAUGUUCCCAUAUGCCUUCCCUCUUUAUGUGCAGUCUUGCUUACAGGGGAUGGUUACUGUGUUUCACACCUAAUCUUCUCAGUGAUGGGAUAUGAAAACACAAAGUCCUUACAUGUCAAGCUCAAGGUCUUAUAAGAUUUUUAGAAUUUUUAAAGAAUUGGAUGGAUUUGUAUAUGUUAGGAGCCCAUUCAUUAGAAGUGUGGUGGUUACAUGGCGUUAAACUCCAGAUGAGCCAUAGGAAUGUACUACAUGAAGUAAAGCACUGAGUAUGCAAUGUUAUCACUGUCUUUGACUGUGAUUUUAUGUUUAAAAAAUAUGUUAUAAAAUUAUGCACAUGAAUGAAUUAUGUUUCCUAAGGCACUGGUUUAUCUCUGUGACUCUUUAAUAACUUUUUUGUAUUUGGGUCAUUAUGUUGAACUAUAUCCUAAGAGAAAUCAAUUUCAUCUCACCAGACCACCAUUAAUGACUAUGUGUAUUAUUUGCACAGGGAGAACUGAAAUUGAGUAUUAUCAAUAAGCUAGAUAUGAAAUCAGUUUUAUCAAACUGGGAUUCAGAAAGGGGCUUUUUAUAUUCUUGUCUCUGCAUAACUGGUUUGGGUGUUUUUUUUUGCAGAAUUAACUAUAAGAAUCACUGACUACCAAAGUUAAAACUUGAUGUACUGAUUCCAUAAUACAUAACAUUCAAUUUUUACCGCUCCUCUUUAGCAAACUUGUAUACUUACUUAUUUUCUGUUCAGAUUAAAAAAGAAUCAGAUAUCCUAUA
Messenger RNA from Delphinapterus leucas (beluga whale), 3574 nucleotides. RefSeq names its product ATP binding cassette subfamily D member 3 (gene ABCD3). Gene Ontology annotation, biological process: very long-chain fatty acid catabolic process; fatty acid beta-oxidation; long-chain fatty acid import into peroxisome. The record is from RefSeq and is a predicted model, not a curated record. Lineage: Eukaryota; Metazoa; Chordata; Mammalia; Artiodactyla; Monodontidae. Gene Ontology annotation, molecular function: ATP binding; ATP hydrolysis activity; ABC-type transporter activity. Gene Ontology annotation, cellular component: peroxisome; peroxisomal membrane.